Messenger RNA from Castor canadensis (American beaver), 660 nucleotides. It is a transcript of the gene Guca2a, whose product is annotated as guanylate cyclase activator 2A. Gene Ontology annotation, molecular function: guanylate cyclase activator activity. Gene Ontology annotation, cellular component: extracellular region. The record is from RefSeq and is a predicted model, not a curated record. NCBI's taxonomy places the organism in Eukaryota, Metazoa, Chordata, Mammalia, Rodentia, Castoridae.
GGUGCCCAGGGAGGGGCUGGGGCUCUUCCAAGCUCGGCUGAUCUCUUAUCUCCCAGGGCUUUGCCUUAUCUGAUGAGGCCUGACAGGCAGCAGAUGAGCCACUGACAAGUCCUAAAGUUACUGAGUAACCCUGGCCUCUUUAAAAGCCCCACUGUUUGCCCCUGACAUUCAGCACCUGUCAGUCCUGUCUGCUGGGCACUGCUGCCAUGAACACCUUCCUGCUUUCCACGCUGUGCCUCCUGGGGGCCUGGGCAGCCCUGGCAAAGGGCGUCACCGUGCAGGAUGGAGAUUUCUCCUUUCCUCUGGAGUCAGUGAAGAAGCUUAAGGACCUCCAGGAACUCCCGGAGUCCAAGGUUGGGAGCCUCAGGAAGCUUGCGCCCGUGCUUUCUGAGCCUGGGGCUCCCCGGCAAUGCGGCUCCCCAGCGUUUCCGGAAGCACUCAAGCCGCUCUGCGAAGAGCCCAACGCCGAGGAGAUCCUGCAGAGGCUGGAGGCCAUCGCUCACGACCCGAGCACCUGUGAGAUCUGUGCCUAUGCUGCCUGUACCGGAUGCUAGGGCAGCAUCGCUGGCUGCCUUCUUCCCCAACACGCAGGAAGCCCUUUCUUCUGCUGGAAGGGUGGCCUGUGAUACCCCCACUUCUAGCCGCUGGGGGCUGGGAGGA